ACGGCACCACAAAGCUCCAUUUUCUGUGAAAAAGGAGUUAAAAUAGCCGCUAAAAACUAUCAGCUUUUGGAACCUGUUGCCAAGCUUCUAAAUGAUACUCUGCUGGAAGUCAUUGGGUUGUCCAGCAGAAUUCCGCUCCCGCUCAAAAGGAUAGGUCAACUCAGCACUGGCUGUAAAAGAACAUAUCUGCCCCGGAUUGGAAGCCGUUAA
Molecule: messenger RNA, 210 nt
Organism: Nezara viridula (southern green stink bug)
Lineage: Eukaryota; Metazoa; Arthropoda; Insecta; Hemiptera; Pentatomidae
Source: the annotation of a GenBank genome assembly